Molecule: messenger RNA, 525 nt
Organism: Penicillium verrucosum
Lineage: Eukaryota; Fungi; Ascomycota; Eurotiomycetes; Eurotiales; Aspergillaceae
Exons: 1
Coding region: 1-525 (174 amino acids)
Source: RefSeq, a predicted model, not a curated record
AUGACAUUCCUCAAACCUCUUCUCCUAGCGACAAUGCUAUCCAUCGCCUCGAACGCUGCAAAAACCGAGUGCCCGCUAGGCUGGCUCCCAAACACAUUCCACGGGACCAAAUGCUGCGCUGGCGGCAUGGUUAUCGACGAACAAGGCGCCUACUGCUGCGUUAACGACAUGAGAUAUUACAAGGAAUUGCUCACCAACACAGCAUUGAGAUAUGCUACCCCCACGACGACCGAAGAGACCAACUGGUCCACGGUGGAUGAAUCUUGCUUCGCGGAGGUCCGCUUCACAGCCUCCGACUACUCGGCACAGGUUUCGUCAGCGUCGAGCAAGGCUGAGGCUACUCCCACAAAUGAUUCAACGAGCAAGGUCACCACCACCGGUAGUACGACUUCUGGAGCUACCUCUGGUAUCGCCUCGCAGACCUCCACUUCGAGUCCGACUCCAACUUGGAACGCGGCUAUGCCGCUUGCCACGGUUGAUGUGCUUGGUGGCGCAGCAUUUGCUGCUGCUUUUUUCAUGUUGUGA